GCGAAGCAAAGAUAGAGUAUGCGGGUGUCGGGGUGAGUUAGCCAUGAGUUAUGCAGGAGAAAGUUCCUGGCGCUCUUCCCAAAAAGUCACAUUAUUGGGACGUGAGAAGUGCAGACAAACAGGCGGAGAGGGCAGCCAAACAUCAUGAGAGCUGUCACAAGUGAUGGAAGUGACGGUGUGUGUGUGUGUGUGUGUGUGUGUGUGUGUGUGUGUGUGUGUGCUUGUGUGUGUGUGGUGGCCUGGGAAGGCAGGGUCAUCAAGAGUUAUAAAUUUGAUCCCAGCUGGUUGCACAGCUGCUUCCUCUUUACCUGGACCGUGUAAGUCUGCUCCACUUUUUCAUCAUCCAUCAUGACCAGAGACACCAUUUCAAGGUUUAGACAUCCAAAUCAUUCACCAAACAAUCUUUAUGUUCUCUCCUGCACUGGCAGCGCUUUGUUUUCAGACACGUCUUGUUGAGUUCCUGGCAGUGCAGUCAUGGGCGAUGCGGAGAUGUCCGUGUUCGGGUCGGCCGCCUCCUACCUGCGGAAGUCGGAGAAAGAGCGCAUGGAGGCUUCCACUCGUCCUUUUGACAUCAAGAAGGAGUGCUUCAUCCCCGACCAGGUGGAGGAGUUUGUCAAGGCUUCCAUCACCGGCCGAGACGGAGACAGCGUGACUGUGCAGACGCAGCACGGCAAGACUGUGACCGUCAAAGAAUCCCAGGUUCUACAACAGAAUCCUCCAAAAUUUGACAAGAUUGAGGACAUGGCAAUGUUGACGUUCCUCCAUGAGCCUGCUGUGCUGUUUAACCUCAAAGAGCGUUAUGCAGCGUGGAUGAUCUAUACCUACUCUGGGCUCUUCUGUGUCACGGUCAACCCCUACAAGUGGCUGCCGGUCUACGACAAGGAGGUGGUGGUGGCCUACAGGGGAAAGAAGAGGAGUGAAGCUCCUCCUCACAUCUUCUCCAUCUCUGACAACGCCUACCAGUACAUGCUGGCAGAUCGUGAAAACCAGUCAAUUCUGAUCACCGGAGAAUCCGGUGCAGGAAAGACUGUCAACACAAAGCGUGUCAUCCAGUACUUUGCAAGCAUUGCGGCGGGGGGCGGCAAGAAAGACGCCAACGCCAAAGACAAGGGUACCCUGGAGGAUCAAAUCAUCCAAGCUAACCCCGCUUUAGAGGCUUUCGGGAAUGCCAAAACAAUCAGGAACGACAACUCCUCUCGAUUUGGUAAAUUCAUCCGAAUUCACUUUGAUACGAGAGGAAAGUUGGCCUCUGCUGAUAUUGAAACGUACCUUCUGGAAAAGUCUCGUGUGAUCUUCCAGCUUAAGGCUGAGAGAGAUUACCACAUUUUCUACCAGAUUCUGUCCAACAAGAAGCCGGAAAUUCUAGAGAUGCUGCUGAUCACAAACAAUCCCUACGACUACGCCUUCAUCUCUCAGGGGGAAACACAAGUCGCCUCCAUUGAUGAUGCCGAUGAACUGAUGGCCACCGAUAGUGCUUUUGAUGUGCUGGGCUUCACCCAAGAGGAGAAGAACUCUGUGUACAAGCUGACAGGCGCCAUCAUGCACUACGGGAAUAUGAAGUUCAAGCAGAAGCAGCGGGAAGAGCAGGCAGAAGCUGACGGCACGGAAGAUGCUGACAAAGCCGCUUAUCUGAUGGGCCUCAACUCUGCCGACCUCAUCAAGGGUCUCUGUCAUCCAAGAGUCAAAGUGGGGAACGAGUGGGUCACCAAGGGACAAAAUGUCGCCCAGGUGAACUACGCUGUCGGAGCGCUCUCCAAGGCUGUUUAUGAGAAGAUGUUCCUAUGGAUGGUGGUCCGGAUCAACCAGUCACUGGAGACCAAGCAGCCUCGCCAGUACUUCAUUGGCGUACUGGACAUCGCUGGGUUUGAGAUCUUUGACUUCAACACCUUUGAGCAGCUGUGCAUCAACUUCACCAAUGAAAAGCUGCAACAGUUUUUCAACCAUCACAUGUUUGUGCUGGAGCAGGAAGAGUACAAGAAAGAGGGCAUUGAGUGGACUUUCAUAGAUUUUGGUAUGGACUUGCAGGCGUGUAUUGACCUGAUUGAAAAGCCCAUGGGUAUCAUGUCCAUCCUUGAAGAGGAGUGCAUGUUCCCCAAAGCCAGUGAUGCCACCUUCAAAGCUAAGCUCUACGACAACCACCUGGGGAAAUCCAGCAACUUCCAGAAGCCCAGAAUUGUCAAAGGGAAACCGGAGGCCCAUUUUGCCCUGAUGCACUACGCCGGAACCGUUGACUACAACAUCAGCAACUGGCUGGUGAAGAACAAGGACCCUCUGAAUGAGACUGUGGUUGGUCUUUACCAGAAGUCUACCAUGAAAUUAUUGGCGCUCCUCUUUGCUAAUUACGCUGGGGCUGACUCAGCUAUGAGUGAAGGCAGUGAAGGCAAGAAGGAGAAGAAAAGGAAGGGUUCAUCUUUCCAGACGGUGUCAGCCCUUCAUCGGGAGAACCUGAACAAGCUGAUGACCAACCUGAGGUCCACUCACCCCCACUUUGUACGCUGCAUCAUCCCCAACGAGACCAAGACUCCCGGGGCCAUGGAGAACCCUCUGGUGAUGCACCAGCUGCGUUGUAACGGCGUGCUGGAAGGCAUCAGGAUCUGCAGGAAGGGCUUCCCCAACCGGAUCCUCUACGGAGAUUUUAAACAGAGGUAUCGCAUUUUGAAUCCUGCUGCCAUCCCCGAGGGACAGUUUAUUGACAGCAGGAAGGGAGCUGAGAAGCUCCUUGGAUCUCUGGAUAUUGACCACAACCAGUACAAGUUUGGUCACACCAAGGUGUUCUUCAAAGCGGGACUGUUGGGUCUCCUUGAGGAAAUGAGAGAUGAGCGUCUCUCCAAGAUCAUCACCGCCAUUCAGGCUCGAUCUCGAGGUCUUUUGUCUCGUAUUGAGUAUCAGAAGAUGGUGGAACGCAGAGAUGCGCUCUUGGUCAUCCAGUGGAACAUCCGCUCAUUCAUGGGGGUCAAGAACUGGCCCUGGAUGAAGCUGUUCUUCAAGAUCAAACCUCUCCUGCGGUCGGCUGAAGCGGAGAAGGAGAUGGCCAACAUGAAGGAAGAAUUCCUGAAGUUGAAAGAAGCGUAUGCAAAGUCUGAAGCACGUCGGAAGGAACUAGAAGAGAAGAUGGUCUCUCUUCUCCAAGAGAAGAAUGACCUGCAGCUCCAAGUUCAGGCUGAACAAGACAAUCUGUGUGAUGCUGAAGAAAGAUGCGAGGGGCUGAUCAAAAACAAAAUCCAGCUGGAGGCAAAAGCCAAAGAGCUGACGGAAAGACUGGAGGACGAGGAGGAGAUGAAUGCCGAGUUAAUGGCGAAGAAGAGGAAGUUGGAGGAUGAAUGUGCGGAGCUGAAGAAGGACAUCGAUGACCUGGAGUUAACGCUUGCUAAAGUGGAGAAGGAGAAGCAUGCCACUGAGAACAAGGUGAAGAAUCUGAUUGAGGAAAUGGCAGCUUUGGAUGAAAUCAUCGCCAAGCUGACCAAGGAGAAGAAAGCCUUACAGGAAGCUCAUCAGCAAACCCUGGAUGACCUUCAGUGUGAAGAAGACAAAGUCAACACUCUGACCAAGGCCAAGUCCAAACUGGAGCAGCAAGUGGAUGACCUCGAAGGGUCACUGGAACAAGAGAAGAAGGUUCGAAUGGACCUUGAGAGAGCUAAGAGAAAGCUGGAGGGAGACUUAAAGUUGACCCAAGAAACGGUUAUGGAUCUGGAGAACGACAAGCAGCAGCUGGAGGAACGUUUGAAAAAGAAAGACUUCGAAAUGAGCCAACUCAAUGGCAAAAUUGAAGAUGAGCAAGCCGUGAUCAUACAGCUUCAGAAGAAGCUGAAGGAGCUUCAGGCGCGUGUCGAGGAGCUGGAGGAAGAGCUGGAGGCCGAGCGAGCCGCUCGAGCCAAGGUGGAGAAGCAGAGAGCAGACCUGGCCAGAGAGCUGGAGGAGAUCAGCGAGAGGCUGGAGGAAGCCGGCGGAGCGACGUCCGUCCAGAUCGAGAUGAACAAGAAGCGGGAGGCCGAGUUCCAGAAGCUGCGCAGGGACCUGGAAGAGGCCACUCUGCAGCAUGAAGCCACCGCAGCCACGCUGAGGAAGAAACAAGCUGAUAGUGUUGCCGACCUGGGGGAGCAGAUUGACAACCUGCAGAGAGUCAAGCAGAAACUGGAAAAGGAGAAGAGCGAACUCAGGCUGGAACUGGAUGAUGUGGUUUCCAACAUGGAACAAAUUGCAAAGUCUAAGACCCAUUUGGAGAAGACCAACCGAACUCUGGAGGAUCAAAUGAAUGACUACAGGAAUAAAUGUGAUGAGUGCCAAAGAUCCCUGAAUGACUUCAGCACACAGAAAGCCAAGCUUCAGGCUGAGAAUGAUGAGUAUUCCAGACAACUGGAGGAGAAAGACUCUCUCAUUUCCCAGCUGACAAGAGGAAAGAAUUCCUACAACCAGCAGUUAGAAGAUCUCAAGCGACAACUAGAGGAGGAAAUCAAGGCCAAGAACGCGUUAGCCCACGCCGUGCAGUCCUCUCGCCACGACUGUGACCUGCUGAGGGAGCAGUACGAGGAGGAGCAGGAGGCCAAGGCUGAGCUGCAGCGUGGCAUGUCCAAGGCCAACUCCGAGGUGGCGCAGUGGAGAACUAAGUACGAAACUGAUGCCAUCCAGAGGACUGAAGAACUGGAGGAGGCCAAGAAGAAGCUGGCUCAGCGUCUGCAGGAUGCCGAGGAGGCGGUGGAAGCGGUGAAUGCUAAAUGUUCCUCUCUGGAGAAGACCAAACACAGACUGCAGAAUGAGAUUGAAGAUCUCAUGGUGGACGUGGAGAGGUCAAACGCUGCUGCUGCUGCUCUGGACAAGAAGCAAAGGAACUUUGACAAGAUUGUGUCUGAGUGGAAGCAGAAGUAUGAGGAAUCUCAGUGUGAGCUGGAGGGAUCUCAGAAGGAAGCCAGAAGUCUCAGCACUGAACUGUUCAAGUUAAAGAAUUCCUACGAGGAGUCCCUUGACCACCUCGAAACCGUCAAGAGAGAGAACAAGAACCUACAGGAGGAGAUCUCUGACCUCACUGAGCAACUCAGUGAGGGAGGGAAGACCAUCCAUGAACUGGAGAAGGUUCGUAAGCAGCUGGACCAGGAAAAGGGCGAAAUUCAGUCUGGUCUCGAGGAAGCCGAGGCUUCCCUGGAGCACGAGGAGGGAAAGAUUCUGAGGGCCCAGCUUGAGUUCAACCAGAUGAAGGCUGAGAUGGAGCGCAAACUCGCUGAGAAGGACGAGGAGAUGGAGCAGAGCAAGAGGAACCUGCAGAGGACCGUGGACACCCUGCAGGGUUCACUUGAAGCAGAGUGCCGAAGCAGGAACGAGGCCCUUCGCUUGAAGAAGAAGAUGGAGGGAGACCUCAACGAGAUGGAGAUCCAGCUAAGUCAGGCCAACAGGCAGGCGGCCGAGGCUCAGAAACAACUCAAGUCUGUUCAUGCGCAUCUGAAGGAUUGCCAGAUCCAGCUGGAUGAGUCUCUUCGUGCCAACGACGAUCUCAAAGAGAACAUCGCCAUCGUGGAGAGACGCAACAACCUCAUUCAGGCUGAGCUGGAAGAGCUGAGGGCUGCUCUCGAGCAAACGGAGAGAAGUCGCAAACUUGCCGAGCAAGAGUUGCUGGAUGUUAGCGAGAGGGUGCAGCUACUGCACUCACAGAACACUGCUCUGAUCAACCAGAAGAAGAAACUGGAGGCAGAUACAUCCCAGCUUCAGACCGAAGUGGAAGAUGCAGUCCAGGAGUGCAGGAACGCUGAAGAGAAGGCCAAGAAGGCCAUCACCGACGCUGCCAUGAUGGCAGAAGAGCUGAAGAAAGAGCAGGACACCAGUGCUCACCUGGAGCGCAUGAAGAAGAACAUGGAGCAAACCAUCAAAGACCUGCAGCACCGUCUGGAUGAAGCUGAACAAAUUGCCAUGAAGGGCGGCAAGAAGCAGGUGCAGAAGCUGGAGGCCAGGGUGAGAGAGCUGGAGAAUGAGGUGGAAAUGGAACAAAAGCGAAGCAGCGAAGCUGUGAAAGGCGUCCGCAAGUACGAGCGUCGCAUCAAGGAGCUGACCUACCAGACGGAGGAGGACCGCAAGAACCUUGCUCGUCUCCAAGAUCUGGUCGACAAGCUGCAGCUGAAAGUGAAAGCCUACAAGAGAGUCGCAGAGGAAUCGGAGGAACAGGCCAACGUUCACCUGGGGAAGUUCCGGAAGCUUCAGCAUGAGCUGGACGAGGCCGAAGAGCGCGCCGACAUUGCAGAGUCCCAGGUCAACAAACUCCGCGCCAAGAGCCGUGAUGCUGGCUCCAAGAAAGGCUUUGAGGAAGAGUGAGGUUUGGAGUCUUCAGAAAUUAUUUUGCUUGCUGUGUGAGGUAGACCCCCCCACACCCCCCACUACCACCUUCACUACCUGUAGCGUCUAAUAAAAGAUCAUCAACCAUC
Molecule: messenger RNA, 6404 nt
Organism: Doryrhamphus excisus (bluestripe pipefish)
Lineage: Eukaryota; Metazoa; Chordata; Actinopteri; Syngnathiformes; Syngnathidae
Source: RefSeq, a predicted model, not a curated record